UUUUACCUCCCGUAGGCAGGCAGCCAGGGCCCUGUCAGCGCCAGUGGGGAGGGUGAGAUGGGUCUUUUACCAAAGGGACGACGGAGCAGCUCCCUUAUUGCUUGCAGGAAGGUGGGCUCAGUAGUGCAGAGAGAAGCUUUUCUAUGUGCCUGAGGCCAAAGGAAUCUGAUCCAUCUCUGGCUUCCUGGAGCAAUAAAACGCAGCAAGGCCCUUUGGACUGACAUGAUACCUGAGGGGCGAGGCACCUUCCUGCCGCCAAACGGACACGUUAGGAGGUAGGUGAGGGAGGCAGGAACUUGUUUGUCCCCUCCUAGAAAGCACCAUGGCGGCUGCGGAGCCUUUGCAGAGCAUUAAAGCCGAAGUUACCUGUCCCAUCUGUCUGGAGUUAUUCCGGGACCGUGUGAUGACUGAGUGUGGACACAGCUUCUGCCGGGAAUGUAUCACCCGGCACUGCCAGGGAGACGGAGACGUCGCCUGUCCUCAGUGCCAACAGAAACUUCAAGAGAGACACUUACGGCCCAAUCGGGAGCUGAAGAACAUUGUGGAGUUAGUAAAGUCACAAGCAGUGGAGGAUCCGAGAGGAGGAUACGUGUGCAAGAUGCACCGAGAGCCUUUGAGAUUCUACUGCAAAGAGGAUGAGACCCCCGUGUGCAUGGCGUGUGAGAGAUCCAGGGCUCACCGCGCCCACACGGUGGUUCCCGUGGAGAAGGCUGUCCAGGAGCACAAGGUGGAUGUGAAGAGCCUCGUGAGGAGGUUUGAAGAGUGGCUGUCUCCAGCCCCGUCGCAGGUCUCUGCGGGGGAACAGGCCAGUGUCUCUCCGGCAGGGCAGGGGGUCACCCAGACGGAGUCGAGGGGUCACACAGGUGAGCCGGGGCCUUGCGCCGUGGGAAGGUGCCAUGGGGCUGGGUUUGGUGCUUGGCUCUGUUACGGGAACGGGGCCUCCCCGGGCGAGUGA
Pelodiscus sinensis (Chinese soft-shelled turtle) is the source of this 955-nucleotide messenger RNA. The record is from RefSeq and is a predicted model, not a curated record. Lineage: Eukaryota; Metazoa; Chordata; Testudines; Trionychidae.